ACAAGUUCAUUUAAAAACUCUCGUAACACCUCGCAGGUGAGAAAUAUAUAGAAGUAGCUGCUGUGGUGAUUUUUUUUCAGUUUACAAUAAGGCACAAAGAGGAAAAGCCGUCAUUUCCUCUUGGAUUUGAACAGGCACCUUGAGGGGCAGCCCUACAGCGCCGGGAUGAGGGAGGCCCUCGGGGUCCUAGGGAGCACACGUGCGGAAAGUGGCGCUGGGUAUCCUCGCGGCGCUCGGGGGACCCUCGGCCUGGAGCCAUGGGAGGGCUGGAGAAGAAGAAGUAUGAGCGGGGCUCAGCCACCAACUACAUCACUCGGAACAAAGCCCGGAAGAAGCUGCAGCUGAGCCUGGCUGACUUCAGACGUCUGUGCAUCCUGAAGGGUAUUUAUCCCCAUGAGCCCAAGCACAAGAAGAAGGUGAACAAGGGCUCCACGGCGGCCCGCACCUUUUACCUCCUCAAGGACAUCCGGUUCCUCCUGCACGAGCCCAUUGUCAACAAGUUCCGAGAAUACAAGGUGUUUGUCCGGAAGCUGCGGAAGGCCUAUGGGAAGAGCGAGUGGAAUACCGUGGAGCGUCUGAAGGACAACAAGCCCAGCUACAAACUUGACCACAUCGUCAAGGAGCGGUAUCCCACGUUCAUCGACGCCCUGCGGGACCUGGACGACGCUCUGUCCAUGUGCUUCCUCUUCUCCACCUUCCCACGGACUGGCAAGUGCCACGUGCAGACCAUUCAGCUCUGCCGCCGGCUCACGGUGGAGUUCAUGCACUAUGUCAUCGCCGCCCGUGCCCUGCGCAAGGUCUUCCUCUCCAUCAAAGGUAUUUACUACCAGGCUGAGGUGCUGGGCCAGCCCAUCGUGUGGAUCACACCCUACACCUUCUCUCAUGAUCACCCAACAGAUGUGGACUACAGGGUCAUGGCCACCUUCACCGAGUUCUACACCACCCUGCUGGGCUUCGUCAACUUCCGCCUCUACCAGUCACUCAACCUCCACUACCCACCCAAGCUCGAAGGUCAAACCCACGUGGAAAGGAAGGGCAGUGAUGACACCUAUGCCCUGGACUCGGAGAGCUCAAUGGAGAAACUGGCAGCCCUUGGUGCCAGCCUGGCCCGCGUGGUGGUGCCCACCAUAGAGGAGGAGGCCGAGGUGGAUGAGUUUCCGGCUGAUGGGGAGAUGGCAGCCCAGGAGGAGGACCGCAGGAAGGAAAUGGAGGCACAGGAGAAGCACAAGAAGCUCUUUGAGGGCCUCAAGUUCUUCCUGAACCGCGAGGUGCCCCGCGAGGCCUUGGCAUUCACAAUCAGGAGUUUUGGAGGGGAAGUGUCCUGGGACAAGUCUUUGUGCAUCGGAGCCACCUAUGACAUCACAGACUCGCACAUCACCCACCAGAUCGUCGACCGGCCCGGGCAGCAGACGACCGUUGUUGGCAGGUACUACGUGCAGCCCCAGUGGGUGUUUGACUGUGUGAACGCCCGCCUCCUGCUCCCUGUGGCGGACUACUUCCCCGGGGUGCAGCUGCCCCCACAUCUUUCGCCCUUCGUGACCGAGAAGGAAGGGGACUAUGUCCCACCCGAGAAGCUGAAGCUGCUGGCUCUGCAGCGGGGAGAAGACCCAGGAAACAUGAGAGAGUCUGAGGAAGAGGAGGAUGAGGAAGAGGAGGAGGAGGAAGAAGACGACCAUGAAGGUGAAGAAGGGGGAGAAAACAAAGAGGAGAUGGACAAUGUGGAGGCUGGUUUGGAAAAAGAGAAAGAGGCCCGGCUGGCAGGCGUGGAGGAGCAGAAGAUGGAGGGGAAGAAGCCCCGGGUGGUGGCGGGCACCCUGAAGCUGGAGGACAAGCAGCGGCUGGCCCAGGAGGAAGAGAACGAGGCCAAACGCCUGGCCAUCAUGACGAUGAGGAAGCGGGAGAAGUACCUCUACAACAAGAUCAUGUUCGGCAAGAGACGCAAGAUCCGCGAGGCCAACAAACUGGCACAGAAGCGGAAAGCCCAUGACGAGGCGCUGCGAUCUGAGAAGAAGGCCAAGAAGGCUAGACCGGUGUGAGCGCCCAUGGCCACUUUCCAGGUGGCGGCAGAACAUGGACCCAAGCCCAGCAACAGAACAGAGGCACUGCCAUCCUUCCCUGGUGCCUUAGCCCUCCCCAACACACUUGUGCAGGCUGGCUGGGCCCAGCGGGGGGAGUCGUGCCUGUAACUGGGCAGAGAAGAGCUCCUGUGGCCCCAGGCAUCGGGACAAGGGCCCGGCCAGCCCUUCCCCACUCCCCUGGGUCACGCUGGCUUCCUUCCCCUCUUACCUGUGUGGACCCAGGAUUCUCAGGGUGUCACGGUGGACUGGGGAGCAGGGGAGCAUUUGCUAUUAAACGGCUGACUUGCAGCCA
This is a messenger RNA of Ochotona princeps (American pika), 2370 nucleotides long. It is a transcript of the gene PES1, whose product is annotated as pescadillo ribosomal biogenesis factor 1. The record is from RefSeq and is a predicted model, not a curated record. NCBI's taxonomy places the organism in Eukaryota, Metazoa, Chordata, Mammalia, Lagomorpha, Ochotonidae. The transcript is spliced from 15 exons. Gene Ontology annotation, cellular component: PeBoW complex; nucleolus. Gene Ontology annotation, biological process: maturation of LSU-rRNA from tricistronic rRNA transcript (SSU-rRNA, 5.8S rRNA, LSU-rRNA); ribosome biogenesis. Gene Ontology annotation, molecular function: RNA binding. The coding region runs from base 258 to 2036 and encodes 592 amino acids.